AUGUUAGGCGCUUGGCGAGGAUCUGGACCAGACGGCUCUCAUUUCGAAGCGGCCGCAAAGAAGCCCGGGAGGACAGCACAUUGGAGAGAAGCUCUGCAACUCUUCUGCGAGGCAUCUAACAAACGUGUCAAGCACAGCCUGGGCUACUACUGUAGCACUAUAAGCGCAUGUCGAAAAGGACAGCAGUGGCAACGGGCGUUAUCUCUUCUCAGCGAGUUGGUUGCAUCGACUGUUGAGGCCAACGUCAUCAGCUACAACGCUGGGAUCAGCGCUUGCGAGAAAGGUCAGCAGUGGCAGCAGGCUCUGGCGCUGCUUAGCCAGAUGGUCGAGACGAAACUGGAGCCCACUGUCAUCAGCUACACUGCUGUGAUCAGCGCUUGCGGGAAAGGUCAGCAGUGGAAGCAGGCUCUGGCGCUGCUUAGCCAGAUGGUCGAAACGAAACUGGAGCCCGAUACCAUUAUCUACAGUGCUGGGAUCAGCGCUUGCGAGAAAGGUCAGCAGUGGCAGCAGGCUCUGGCGCUGCUUGGCCAGAUGGUCGAGACGAAACUGGAGCCCGAUACCAUUAUCUACAGUGCUGGGAUCAGCGCGUGCGAGAAAGGUCAGCAGUGGCAGCAGGCUCUGGCGCUGGUUCGCCAGGUGGUCGAGACGAAACUGGAGCCCGAUACCAUUAUCUACAGUGCUGGGAUCAGCGCUUGCGAGAAAGGUCAGCAGUGGCAGCAGGCUCUGGCGCUGCUUAGCCAGAUGGUCGAGACGAAACUGGAGCCCACUGUCAUCAGCUACAAUGCUGGGAUCAGCGCUUGCGGGAAAGGUCAGCAGUGGCAGCAGGCUCUGGCGCUGUUUAGCCAGAUGGUCGAGACGAAACUGGAGCCCGAUACCAUUAUCUACAGUGUUGGGAUCAGCGCUUGCGAGAAAGGUCAGCAGUGGCAGCAGGCUCUGGCGCUGCUUAGCCAGAUGGUCGAGACGAAAUUGGAGCCCGAUACCAUUAUCUACAGUGCUGGGAUCAGCGCUUGCGAGAAAGGUCAGCAGUGGCAGCAGGCUCUGGCGCUGCUUAGCCAGAUGGUCGAGACGAAACUGGAGCCCACUGUCAUCAGCUACAAUGCUGGGAUCAGCUCUUGCGGGAAAGGUCAGCAGUGGAAGCAGGCUCUGGCGCUGUUUAGCCAGAUGGUCGAGACGAAACUGGAGCCCACUGUCAUCAGCUACAGUGCUGGGAUCAGCGCUUGCGGGAAAGGUCAGCAGUGGAAGCAGGCUCUGGCGCUGCUUAGCCAGAUGGUCGAGACGAAACUGGAGCCCGAUACCAUUAUCUACAGUGCUGGGAUCAGCGCUUGCGAGAAAGGUCAGCAGUGGCAGCAGGCUCUGGCGCUGCUUAGCCAGAUGGUCGAGACGAAACUGGAGCCCACCGUCAUCACUACACUGCUGUGA
Molecule: messenger RNA, 1419 nt
Organism: Prorocentrum cordatum
Lineage: Eukaryota; Dinophyceae; Prorocentrales; Prorocentraceae
Source: the annotation of a GenBank genome assembly